This is a messenger RNA of Exophiala dermatitidis NIH/UT8656, 1125 nucleotides long. RefSeq names its product chloromuconate cycloisomerase. The record is from RefSeq and is a predicted model, not a curated record. Bases 1 to 1125 code for a protein of 374 amino acids. Lineage: Eukaryota; Fungi; Ascomycota; Eurotiomycetes; Chaetothyriales; Herpotrichiellaceae. The transcript has a single exon.
AUGUCCAAAAUGUUGGAACUCAAGAUCGCCCGGGUCGACGUUUUCCGGGUCGAUCUGCCCUACGUGGGAAAGGUUUACCGGCUCUCCGGUGGCCGUGAAUACGCGAGUUUCGACGCCACCAUCGUUCGGAUAACAACACAGAACGGCAUCGAGGGAUGGGGAGAAAGCACCCCCUUCGGGUCCACCUGGGUAGCAUCUCAUGCGCUCGGAGUCCGGGCGGGAAUCGCAGAAAUUGCGCCCAAGCUGAUUGGGCUCGACCCUCGGAGGGUUGAUCGAGUCAACGAGGUCAUGGAUGCAGCACUUGUUGGCCAUGAACACGCAAAGACCGCCCUGGAUGUGGCGUGCUGGGACAUUUUUGGUAAAUGGGCGGGGCUUCCAGUCUGUGAACUUCUGGGGGGUCGCACGGGUAUCCAGUUACCCCUGAUAUCGUCUAUACCUGUGGAUGAACCCGAAGUGAUGCGUCAACACGUCGCCAAGUUUCGCGCAAAAGGGUAUCUUGGACAUUCGGUCAAGCUGGACGGGGUCCCCAAGAAGGACGCCGAACGGAUCGCCGCCUGUCUUGCCGACAAGGAACCCGGGGAAUUCUUCAUUGUUGACGCCAACGGUGGCCUGACGGUCGAGACGGCUCUACGGACCCUGAGGUUGCUACCGGACGGAUUGGACUUCGUCCUGGAAGCUCCUUGUGCUACAUGGCGAGAACACCUUUCUCUCCGGCGCCGGACCAAUGUCCCCAUCUUUUUCGACGAACUUGCCACCGACGGCGCGUCCAUCGCAAAACUGAUUGCCGACGAUGCGGCCGAAGGAAUCGAUCUCAAAAUCUCAAAGGCCGGCGGCCUGACCCGGGCUCGUCGUCAACGUGAUAUUUGUUUGGCGGCUGGAUAUACCAUAGGGGUGCAGGACACCGUUGGCUCAGACAUCGCGUUUGCCGCCAUUGUCCAUAUGGCCCAGACCAUCCCGGAGCGCCAUCUGCGCUGCAUUCUGGAAUCGCGCGACAUGGUCGCGCUCAAGACGGCCGAUGGCGACUAUCAGGUCCACAACGGUCGUAUCACAGCACCUACCACGCCCGGCCUGGGAAUCACACCGAGACUGGACGUUUUGGGUGAAGCAGUCGCUACUUAUACCUAG